AUGUCAAGGAGACUCUCCCGACCUCCAACUCCUAUGCCUGUGACAAGCAGACUUGGAUUUCCUCUUAAGAUAGUUGAAAUGGUAACCGAUGAUGAAAUCGAGCCGCAGGCCAAUUCAGAGGAGCUGGAUGAGGUCGCUGUUAUGCCUGAUUCCUCGGCAUCAGGAGACCAAGAGUCCACGCUGACUGCAGCAACGCCGCCACGCGGAGAUAACUAUGACAUGAAUGCAGAGGAUGAUACAGAGAACGAAAAGAUUAAGGAAAUUGAGCUUGCAGUCAACAUAAUAACAGCCCCGCCCUGUAGCGAUUCAUUUGGUGCGCACCAAAUGCCCUCCAAUGCAAAUGUCAACCCUGCUGAGGAAGUCAGUAUGAUCUCGAGGAACAUCCCUCUACCUUCCUCCAAAAAUGAGUGCGAAACGUCACCAGAGCAGACGAUCAGCGGUCCUCGUUUCAUGUCCAAGCUCAGGACACCUGCUCCAAGCGAAAUCAGCGCCACUACCCCAACCACGCCCACCUGGCGCUCAUCCGCGCCCAGAAUUCCCUGGUCGUCUGUAAGCACCUCUCAUCGCCGCAGCCUUUUGACGCCCAUGGGUUCAAGAAUUCCUCGAUACCGUCACUCGGAUCCGGACAGGAACAUCGCCGAUAGUGUGCUUCAACCACCCAGUCUCCGCUUUGUUACGUCUCGGUCUUACUCUUCAUAUCCCAGCCGCGUGAUGACACCUCCCUCUAUUUCAGCAACGGGUUUUCCAGAUGCAGAUGAUGAAAAGGAGCCUGUUCAGGAUGAGGCGAUUGAUGGCGAUCAGCUUCACAAAGAGGAUACGCCUCAUCCGGACACAAGCGAUUAUCAGAAGCAGGGGCAUCUGUCCUUGAGAAGAGAGGCAUUGCUUGAGCCGUUGAGAUCGCCAAGAAGUGCUCGAAUUGCGCCUUACUAUGUCCCGCGACGUCUACUUAAGAGUCCUACGGAUAUUGUCCGAUCUCCGUGCUCAGAGAUCCUGCGUCAUGGUUCCAUGAAACUCGCAAUGUAUCUCAGAUCUUCUGCGCGUCCCCCGCCACUUCCAGGAUUCGAUAGGGUUGCUGGCGCCUAUGACGUGGAUAAAUACCGAAAACGAGAAUAA
Molecule: messenger RNA, 1113 nt
Organism: Gamsiella multidivaricata
Lineage: Eukaryota; Fungi; Mortierellomycota; Mortierellomycetes; Mortierellales; Mortierellaceae
Exons: 4
Coding region: 1-1113 (370 amino acids)
Source: RefSeq, a predicted model, not a curated record